CCGCUCGAACCGAGAGUCCGAGCCAUGUCGUGCCUCCCGUCCUCGGCGGCGCCGGACAACGGCCGCGGUGGCGGCGGAAGAGGUGCAGUAGGAGAGGCAAAGAUGGAGAGGCGAUGCCAGUUCUGGCUCCCCAACAAGCGCCGCCUAUGCGCCAACGCUCCUCUUCCUUCUUCCCGGUUCUGCGGCAAUCACAACCCCUCUCCCCGGGUGCCGUGCCCCAUCGAUCCAUCCCACUCCGUGCUUCAUGAGAACCUGGAAUCUCACAUCAAAAGAUGCCCUUUGAGGAAACAGACGCAAGCCUUGGAGUCCCAGCCUUAUUACUCCAAAGGCAUCAACAGUUGCGGUGGCGACGGUGACUUGGAAGAGGAGAAUGUGGGCUCUGCUGCAAAGAGGAGGGCUAUCUUUAAGCUGUCUGUGACGGAGUUCCAUGAUCUUGUGAAGAAGAUCAAGUCGAUACAUUCAGCCGUUGUCGAGGGACUGAAGGAUUCAUAUGUCGUGCCCAAUGCCUGCGAUAAAUGGUUGAAGCAGCAGGUGGACAGGAGAUUGCCGUAUCAGGAGAAGCAUGUCUUGCAGCAGGCGUCGAUUUUGGGUAACAUGGAACAGCUUGGAAUCCUGAGAAAGCCAGCCAAGGAGUCAAAUGAUGUGGUUUGUGGGGAAUGUGAGUUAAGUGAUGGUUUGGAUCGAGAGGAACGAGAGGUCCCCGCAGUUGUUGAGUUUGGAGCUGGGAGGGGAUAUUUGACUCACAUGCUUGCUGAUUGUUAUGGGAUAAGGAAGGUGUUUCUAGUUGAACGCAAGUCCUACAAGCUCAAGGCUGAUCGAACUCUGCGGCAAAGCCAAAGCAUAAUUUUAGAGCGUUUGAGAAUUGACAUAGAGGAUUUGAACUUGCAUGCUGUAGAAUCUUUGAGGGGCAUACCAUAUCUGGCCAUUGGAAAGCAUCUCUGUGGACCAGCAACAGAUCUGACCAUGAGGUGUUGUCUCACUGUGCAAUAUAAUCAAAAUAAGGGAGGGUUCUCAAGUAAUUCUUAUCUGCAAGGCCUUGCCCUGGCAACAUGCUGCCACCAUCUUUGCCGGUGGAAGCACUAUUCAAGAGGGUAUGUUAUGUACUGAAAUUAUACAAAAAUCUGCACAAUCAUCAUGCAAUGCUAAAAGACCUUACACCUUUUUAGAGAUUAUUGUUGCUGCUGCUGUUGUCAUGGGGAAAAUUGCAAUAAGAAAGCAUAACAGAGGAGUCCACAUGGAAUCUGCACUUUUAUUUCAUCUUUAUUUCACUAGAAUGUUCAAAAUUAUAAAAAUGUGUAUCUGCAUAGCAUCUCACACAUUUGGGGUCUUCUAACUUUGUAUAUCAGUUCUCAUCUGUGACCUUUAUAGAUCAACCAUGAAAUCAUGUAGUCUAUGUUUGCAUUGCUAGGAUAUAAAGUCAUCACUCAUCUUAACCUGCAAAUGCGAAGUACGACAUUCUAACUUUGUAUAUCAGUUCUCAUCUGGGACCUAUAUAAAUCAACCAUGAAAUCAUGUAGUCUAUGUUUACAUUGCUAGGAUAUAAAGUCAUCACUCAUCUUAACCUCCAAAUGCGAAGUACGACAUUCGGCGCACCUGUGCCUUCUCCCUCUCCAAGCUGGGGGAUGGCCCACGGGAAUCUGACAUGAACAAAGAAUAUGCAAUCUGUUCCAAAAAAAAAAAGCAAAAUUCCAGAAAUCUUUGUUCAACUUUUUAUUCGAUUCUCAAUAAGAAGCUAAAGUGAUAAGAAUCUUAUUUUCAUGCUGUCAUUUAAAGAAAAAAAAAGAGGUCCUAAAGUAAUUGAAGUUUUGCUUGUCAUUUUUUGAUUACAUGGUCUGAUUCUGUAAUGCAAUCCCCUUAGUAGUCAUG
Phoenix dactylifera (date palm) is the source of this 1866-nucleotide messenger RNA. RefSeq names its product methyltransferase. The record is from RefSeq and is a predicted model, not a curated record. Gene Ontology annotation, biological process: tRNA methylation. Lineage: Eukaryota; Viridiplantae; Streptophyta; Magnoliopsida; Arecales; Arecaceae.